AUGGAUUUGGACUGCCAGACAGCUCCAUUAGAGUCCUGUUUUUGUUACAGUGAUUACAAUGAAGCAGUCCCUCCAACUAAAAUUGAAGCUGACAAUUUACAUUCCAAUAUGGACUGUGAUGAUGUAGAUGUAGAUGUAGACGUUAGCCCUGAACAGGAUGGAACCUGUAAAUUUAAAAGAGGUCCAUACAGAUACUACUCGGAAGCUCAGAAGCAAAGAUUCUGGCAACUAGUUAUCGAACAAGGGUCUUCUGCAUAUAGAGCUGCACAAGCACUCAAAAUAAGUUUACAAAUAGCUUAUACUUGGAAAAGAAAUUGGAAUCGCCUUAUUGCUAACGAAAUUAAUGGUAUUUAUAAAGAGCCAAAAAAGCGUGGCCGCAAACAUCUUCUCACCGAAGAACACAAACCCUUUUUGAAAGAGUUGGUUCUUUCGGACCCAACUGUUACCUUGGACUUCUUGUUGGAAAAACUAAGAAGUACAUUUGAGGACGUGAAGGCAGGUAUUUCUACUAUUUAUAACUUUCUCACCAAGGUAUGCAAGUUUAGUCUCAAGAGACUUUCUAAAUGGGCCAUGAGACGGGAUCUGCCAGAAUUAAAACAACAGAGAUUCGAUUGGGCACUUGAGAAUAAGGAUAAAAUUGACCUUGAAAAGAAUUGUGUUUUCAUUGAUGAGGCUGGUUUCAACAUCAGUAUGAGACGGGAAUAUGGGUGGCCAAAAGUAGGUGAAAAGGCUGUCCUUAAAGUUCCUGUCACCAGAGGUCUCAAUGUGUCAUUCUUGGGUGCUAUCUUUCCAAAAGGGUGUAUUGACUUGAAGGUGCGACUCCCAGUCGAGAAUGCUCCUAACAAGAAGAGAAAAGUUAAUUCCAACACUACCAUUUCGGAAAAGAAGUCGAGGGUUGGUACCACAGCCGAUCAUUUCUACUCCUUUGUCAAGUCUGUGCUUAGAGAAAUUGAAACAAACCAGGAACUUAAGGAAAUGAAGUAUUUGGUACUUGAUAACGCAGCGAUCCAUAAACGUCGCGACCUCGAGUUAUUGGUAGCACUGAGUGGAAUGGAACUAGUAUUUUUGCCAGCUUAUUCACCUUCAUUGAAUGCAAUUGAAGAGUUUUGGUCCGUAUGUAAAGCCAAGGUUAAUGUUGAAGGUUGGUAA
Messenger RNA from Lodderomyces margitis, 1149 nucleotides. RefSeq lists its product as uncharacterized. Gene Ontology annotation, molecular function: nucleic acid binding. The transcript has a single exon. Lineage: Eukaryota; Fungi; Ascomycota; Pichiomycetes; Serinales; Debaryomycetaceae. The record is from RefSeq and is a predicted model, not a curated record. The coding region runs from base 1 to 1149 and encodes 382 amino acids.